AUGACGCGAAAGGUGUACGUGAAGAUGCUCAAGGAAAAAAGUAUUUCCAGUAAUUCGGCAACUUUGGCCAGCAAGACAACGCUGGACCACAUGUUGCUGAAGACAACGGGGGAUAUUCUUGAGGCCGGGAUCGAGCACGGCUGGACGAUAGAGACGACGUGUCAGCCACCUCGCUCGCCGGACAUGAACGUCCUCGAUCUUGGUCUGUUCAAUGCUAUUCAGAGUGUUCAGUAUCGCUACCCUAUGCAUAAACUCCAGGGGUUGAUCGCUGUAGUGGAAGACGCUUUUCGAGGCUUACCACGCACGAUAAUCGACAAGUGCGUCGUUACGCUUCAAAGGAUUUUGCAGUGUGUAAUUUCUUGCGGUGGUGGCAAUAAUUAUGCGUUGCCUCGGGUACGCAAGCUCUAUCUAAGCGCAAUAUCAAACCUAACUCCGUCUUCGCUCCCCAUACCGAAGGCGAUUGUCAUCAAAGGCUUCCGCUUGCUAGAAGCCAAAUAA
Molecule: messenger RNA, 498 nt
Organism: Phytophthora nicotianae INRA-310
Lineage: Eukaryota; Oomycota; Peronosporomycetes; Peronosporales; Peronosporaceae
Exons: 2
Coding region: 1-498 (165 amino acids)
Molecular function (GO): nucleic acid binding
Source: RefSeq, a predicted model, not a curated record